This is a messenger RNA of Mesorhabditis belari, 627 nucleotides long. NCBI's taxonomy places the organism in Eukaryota, Metazoa, Nematoda, Chromadorea, Rhabditida, Rhabditidae. The record is from the annotation of a GenBank genome assembly.
AUGCGUCUCCUCAUUCUCCUCAACGCUACGUGUCGACACGUUUCCUCUUUUCACUCAUUUAAUUCUUUACAUUUACCAAAACUUUGCGACGGGGGGAUUCUUUUGACGUUCCUUGGCCAAAUGGAGCCAUCUACUUCCGACACAAAUUUCCAAAAAAUUGAGGAAAAAGACGAAGAACUUCUCGCAUAUGCCCAAGAAGAGUUUCAAUCUUUUCAAGGAGCCGAAAAUUUCAAUCGAAUUGCAGCAAAGGUGAUUGCCGUAAAAGCGACAACGAAUCGUUUAACCUGUGAGCUGACGGUGGAAAACGAACAUGUGAAUACAAAGGGAACAUUGCACGGCGGACAAGCAGCUUCUCUCGUUGAUAUUGUGACUGCCCGAGCGGUGGGGCUCUCCGUCCGCGACAAGGGAAUGGCCAGUAUUGAGAUCUCACUCAGUUAUUUAUCCCCGGUGAAACUCGGCGAUCAGAUCACGAUCGAGGCAACCGUUUUGAAAUGCGGUCGAAAUGUUGCCUUCACUGACUGCGAAUUUCGCCAAAAAUCCGAUGGAAAAUUGUGCGUCAAGGGCAAACACACAAUCGCCAUCUUGCCCGGUCAACCGCCAGUCAUCAACGGGAAAGCGCAACUCUAC